ACUUAUUAAAUAGAUAUUUAUCUUCAGUUUUUGCUAGAAUGCAGUUUUUUUGAUGCCACUGAGUUGCUAAAUUGUCUGCAAAAUGGGAUGUGUAUCAAGCAAUGAAGUAAAAGAAAGUGAUCCGCCAAUUGAGAAGGCGGAAACGAACAACGUCCAAAGCAUUCCCAAAAUAGAGAUUAACGGGCCAUCGAAAUCAACUAGUAAAGAGAAUGGAAUUGCAAAUCACAACGCAAAACCCCCUCUACAUUCCCCUGAAAAAGCGCAAGAAGAGCCACAGACUCCCCAGAAACAACCAGCCACCCCUAAAAACACAGAAAAAGCCCCUCUAUUCCCUCACAUCUCACCUUGUAGACCGCAAUUCAAUUACAAGAGAGAUGUAGCGCUCUCUCCUCGCUCGAGUAAAUACCUGAAUGAUAGUUCGAUAACGCAAAAUGGAGCUGCUGGAGAUCUAAGUUUGGAUACUUCCACAUGGAAUGGUGAACAUACUGGCGAAAACGAUGAGAGAGGCGCUGCUGCAGAUCAUGCUGAAGAAAUUAGAAAAUACAAAGGUGACCCCACUACUCCAGUUAAAGACCGACAGGAUGCACAUGACAAAGACUCUGGAGUCGCGGUAGACGAUGUGCAUCCCGUGUUGAAGGGCGGUAACAUUGAACAGCAUGUGGAUAAUCAUGAGCCUGAAGUGAACAGUGGUGGUGACGCAGUGUCGUCGGUUGCUCAGAAGGGAACGGGAGAGGGCGAAGGGAAAAAGGAAGAUAGAAGUGCAAUUUUGGCACAGUUUUUGGCCCAACAGACUUUGCCUGAGGCGGGCUCAUCGGACGAAGAGGACUCUUCAUUCCACUUUGCGCCCAAAGACCAUUUCGAUGAUGACCAGACAGACGACGAACCCAUCGCCAACAAAGAACAGCCCAAACACCCACUGGUGACCUCGGACGAUAAACCCGCAAGCAUUGACGAUAAUAAAAAAGGCAAGUGUGCCGUGGACAAGUAUUAUGGGGAGGAUGGGAAGGAGGUUGCUUUCGACGCAGAUGACAGAAAAAAAUUGAACGAAUUGCUGAAUGAAAUAGAAAAGAUAGCCGAGAGGGAAGGACGAUUUGAGAAAAAUUAAUUCUUCCCAAGAUCUUUUCGAAAAUGCCCCGCCUGCGAAGAGCUGAAGAGACUUUUUCAAGGAAACGGACCGGACAAAAACAGCCUCUCUGACCUUCGGAAAACAUAAUUUAAUCAUUCAAAGAUUUUGUUGUUUGGUUGGCUGCGUGCCGUAAAUAUCUUUCAUUUAGUUCAAUCAUUCAUAGCUCAAUAAAUUAUCAAAUUUUAAUGUACAUUUGCUUAGAGUUUCUAAUAGUUUUUGUUCAUCAAGAGUUAUUUGACUGGGAGAUAAUAUUGUUUUUUUUUUAUUUUAA
Molecule: messenger RNA, 1397 nt
Organism: Symsagittifera roscoffensis
Lineage: Eukaryota; Metazoa; Xenacoelomorpha; Acoela; Convolutidae
Exons: 8
Coding region: 83-1105 (340 amino acids)
Source: RefSeq, a predicted model, not a curated record